Molecule: messenger RNA, 2371 nt
Organism: Cannabis sativa
Lineage: Eukaryota; Viridiplantae; Streptophyta; Magnoliopsida; Rosales; Cannabaceae
Exons: 2
Coding region: 1532-2371 (279 amino acids)
Source: RefSeq, a predicted model, not a curated record
CGUUUUAAAGAUAAAUUAAUGAUCUAUAUUUUCUAUGAAGAAACUCUUUCCUAAUUCUGAAUAUUUCGAUGUCAAAAAAUUCAUGUUUUACAGACUGUCGAUUUACAGUUUUUUUUAAAAUUUCUUUUCGAUAUUGCCUUAGUAAAAGUGUCAUAUCUCUCUCGAUAUCUAUUAUUUUCAAGCGAUUCUUGUACUGUUAGAAAGAUAAUUCAAUAAUCCAUAUUUUCUUUGAAGAAACCUUUCCCUAGUUCGGAGUUCUUACCAGUCAAAAGUUAGGAUCUUUACUCGGUUAUGGUAUUUCGUUUUAAGUUUCGUUUCAGAAAAAGUGUCUUCAGUAAAAAUUCAAUAUCUCUCUCAAUUUCGAUCCAUUUUAAAAGAUCUUUAUCUCGUUUUAAAGCUUAGGAAAAUAGCUACAUUUUUUAUGAAGAAAGUAUUGUCUAGAUCAGGGUGUAACUAUUUUUAAAACAUUUAUUUUUAGGCUGUAUUCAGAAAUCGGCGUGAUCCAGGAUUUUAAAGAAACUGUUUUGAGAAAACAUGCAUAACUCCUAGAUUAUAGCUCCGAUUUUGAUGAUCUUUAUACCGUUAGAAAGGUCUUUCAAUUAACUAAAAACUUUGUGAACAGUAGGACUUCUAAUUCAAACGUUUUAUAUGUCAAAUUCUAGGUUAAACUUGCUGUACAGUAAGAGUAAUAAAUAUAUUGAGUUUAUCGGUGGACUAAGGGUUUCACUAAUUGUUAUAGGGCCUAGAAGGUAUCGUAAGAGUUAAUUACAGCGGAGUUGAGAUAAGUAAGCCUGUAAGCUUUCGGUGACAAGUUGAGUCUGGGCAGCAUGGGGUGUAUCUCGUGUGAUCAUGUAACUGCGUGUGGUCUUGGCCAUCUUCCGCUGAAAGUUUUUUUUUAAUUUAUUAAACUUAUCGAGGAUGUUGUCGUUUAAAUUUUCUAUUACUUUUCCCUAAGUGGUAAUACUUUAUUUUCAACUGGGUACCCAUGUUUUGAAAAGUGUUUUUUUUUUUUAAAUAAAGGCAACAUUAGUAUCUUAACGCCAGUUUAUUUAUGGCAUCUUAUUUUACGUAAGUAAGGGCGUUACAAAUGGUACCAGAGCCACAGUUACAUUGAUCUUGAAUUCACGCGACAUACACACCAUCGCUGCAAAGGAUCAACUUGUCAUCAAGUAUGUAUGCUUUAUAUAUGUUAUGUCUUAUAUGUUAAAUUUGGUUUAGUCUUUAUCUUUUAAUUUUCCUUUAGUUAGCUAGAAGUUUAGGGUAUGUUAAUCGAAACAAUUAACUGAUUCUUCGGAGUUAGAAUUUUAGUAUAACUCAAACAAUUUUCUUAUUAGUGUAAUUUUUUUUAUGAGUGAAGAUUAUUUAUUUAUUUAUUUAUUUUACAUGGUGAAUUGUUGCUUGAUGAUUUACGUUUUUUUUUAGUUUAUAUAAUUUAGUGUAUAGAUAUUUCCUUUUUGAGCGAGAUACAUCUUUGGUUAUUUUUCUUAUCGAUACCAUCUCCUUUCUUUUGAAGAACAAGUUAAGGGAUUUGAUGGAAAACGGUGAACCCAGAAGAUCAACCCGCUUGAAUGAAAGAGCGGCUGUAAGAGACCGAGCUAGAGGUCGAGGGCGAGGAUGUGCUCGCGGUCGAGGCAGGGGAAACCAGCAUGUCCCUGCCGAGGCGGUGAUCCAGGAGAAUCAAAAUGCCCCUGUAAAUGGACAGCAACCAGGUCAAGGUGGGGGUAACCACGAAGUCCCUGCUGGGGUAGUUGGUCAAGAACACCAAAAUGCCCCUGUAGUGGUGCCACCACAACAAGAAGAUUUGGCGCAAGAAGUUGCUCGUCUCAAGGAAGAAAUUAGGAAGCGAGAUGAAGAGGCUCUCAACCGUCAGGAACAACCCAAUCAAGGACAACAUCAAUUUUUGCCGGUGCAAUACAUGCCUGUGCCGGAGGGUCGAUGGGAACCAAUAUAUGAAAGGUUCCGCAAGCAACACCCACCAAAUUUUGAAGGGGGCUCAGAUCCAAUGGAAGCUGAGGAAUGGUUAAGAACAGUGGAAGGUAUUGUUGAGUACAUGCGGCUCGGUAACGGAGAUAGUGUAGCUUGUGCUGCUAGUUUAUUGAAAAAGGAUGUCCGCAUCUGGUGGGAUGUUAUUAAACAAACACGGGAUGUGGCCGCAAUGACCUGGGCUGACUUUGUACAAGUUUUUAACAAAAAAUACUACAGUGAAGCAAUACGCUCAGCUAGAGUUAAUGAGUUCACAAACUUGAGGCAGGGUAAGUCUACGGUUACGAGUAUGCUCGCCAAUUUGACGAUUAGCAAAGUUUGCCACGUAUCCGGUUCCUACCGAGUUUCGAGGAUUCAUCGUUUCUUGAAGGGCUCGACUCCCGAAUAA